This is a messenger RNA of Verticillium alfalfae VaMs.102, 666 nucleotides long. RefSeq names its product integral membrane protein. The transcript is spliced from 5 exons. NCBI's taxonomy places the organism in Eukaryota, Fungi, Ascomycota, Sordariomycetes, Glomerellales, Plectosphaerellaceae. The coding region runs from base 1 to 666 and encodes 221 amino acids. The record is from RefSeq and is a predicted model, not a curated record.
AUGUCGAUGCAGGAUGGGGUUAUCUUUGCCUUGGCCGUUCUUUCGACAGUCGCGCGGAUCUGGACAAGAGCGGCCAUUAUCCGCAUGGUCUCCCUGGAUGAUUACAUCAUGAUCGGCGCCCUGCUCUGCGGCACAGCCCUCGUCGCCUUUGUGUGGCACAUGCUCAACUGGGGCCUCGGAAAGCACCUUUGGAACGUGCCCAUGACGCCCGACUUUUAUCCCAACUUUAUGCUCACGAACGUGCUGGCGGCCAUCUUCUUUUGCCUUGCAACAGGCUUCGCCAAGGGCUCGAUCCUGCUCUUCUAUCUGCGCAUCUUCCCCUCGCGCAAGAUGGUCUGGACCGUCUGGGUCCUCUUCGGCUUCACCGUCGGCUACUCGCUCGCCUGCGCCCUCGUCAACGUCUUCAGCUGCAACCCGAUUGCCGGAUCGUGGGCGCUUGAGCACGCGACGACGGCCGUCUGUAUCAACCGGCCCGUCUUCUACUUUGUGCAGGCGAGCCUGGGCAUCUUCACCGACAUUACGACCGUCGUGUGCCCGCUGCCCGUGCUGAAGACGCUGAGGCUGCCGCUGAAGCAAAAGAUUGGUGUUGCCGUGUCUGUCCAUGGGUGCCCUGUGAGUAUUCUUCCGGCUACUUGUUGCGCUGCCAAGGAAAAGGCAUCUUGCUGA